Stegastes partitus (bicolor damselfish) is the source of this 948-nucleotide messenger RNA. It is a transcript of the gene cth1, whose product is annotated as cysteine three histidine 1. The coding region runs from base 1 to 948 and encodes 315 amino acids. The record is from RefSeq and is a predicted model, not a curated record. The transcript has 2 exons. NCBI's taxonomy places the organism in Eukaryota, Metazoa, Chordata, Actinopteri, Pomacentridae. Gene Ontology annotation, molecular function: mRNA binding; metal ion binding.
AUGCAUGAGGCCAGUAGUGACGACUUGUUCCUGCCUUCCUACCAAGAUGAGGAGCUGGUUGACAACCUGCUUUCCAGUGAGAAGUCAGAUGUACAUGGUGACGGAAGUAGCCUCUCCCUGGCCAAAUCCCUGCUCCCCCUGGCAGAGUCCUCCUCUCCUCCACUUAUCCCUUGGGUCUGCUCCACCCGCUACAAGACUGAACUCUGCACCAGCUACUCUGCUUCUGGUUUUUGCAAGUAUGCCGAGCGCUGCCAGUUUGCCCAUGGCCUCCAUGAACUCCAUGUUCCCUUCCGUCACCCAAAGUACAAGACUGAAUUGUGCCGCAGCUACCACACUACAGGCUACUGCUACUACGGCAGCCGAUGCCUGUUCGUUCACAACCCAGCAGAGCAGCGCCCCACCCUCCGCCGCCGCAGAAAUGUCCCUUGUCGCACCUUCCGCUCCUUUGGGGUUUGUCCCUUUGGCACCCGUUGUAACUUUCUGCAUGUCGAGGGUGGUGAUGUAGGAAGCAGUGUGGAUGUUGAGGAGAAGACGCCACCUACUCCCAGCCGUCAAGUCCAGCCACAGACAAAGGAGUGGAAGCCUCGAGGAGUGCUGUGCCGCACCUUCAACUCCUUUGGAUUCUGCCUGUAUGGAACUCGCUGUCACUUCCAGCAUGGCCUCCCCAGCAAGAUUAAAACUGCCAACCAGAGCCAAGGAGGGUCUCCCUACCAACAAGCAUCCCCAGGCAGUUCAGGUUUACUUUCUUCCUCCUCGCCAAACUCUUCGACAUCCUCUUCUCCUCCAUCAACCUCUCCUCUUGCCACUCCAUCUGCAGAUGCCAUGUCCCACAAUGCAUUUAACUUCUCCAGUGAGCACCUAAAUGACCUGCUGUUGCCACUGGCCCUCCAUCUGCAGCAGCUGGAGCGUACAAAGACCCUGGAGAUCUGGGACAACAGGGGUCUCUAA